Molecule: messenger RNA, 5131 nt
Organism: Blepharisma stoltei
Lineage: Eukaryota; Ciliophora; Heterotrichea; Heterotrichida; Blepharismidae
Source: the annotation of a GenBank genome assembly
AUGGAAAAAAUGAUUCAGCUGAUUAUUUUAUAUGCAUCUUUUCAACUUUUUCUUUCAGAAGAGACAAGCAAAACUUCCUUUUGGGAGCAAGUCGCUCUAAACUCACCCAAAAGUACGAUUUCUAAAGAAACUGGAAUAAAAAUUGCAAGCACUCUAUGUGGGGAACCUUUGAUUUUAGAUACAAAUGAAUGAUGGAGCUAUGCCGUGGAGCUUGGCUACCAAGUCAAACAGUUUCAUAUUGAUAGAAACGGACUUUUUCAGAAGCAGCAAGACCCAACUCCAAAAGAAAUUAUUUUAGGAUCAUGAAAUUCUUCAGCAUGUGCAGAUUAUCCAUUUCCUGGACUUUUUAAUAAAAUUCGUCCAGAGUUAUAUGUUGAUGGACGUUUAGUCAGACUAAUCUUCCCUUAUGCAGAGGUUGGGAAUGGAUUUUUGAAAAAUUGGAAUAUUUUUAUCCAAAGUAAAAAAUACAAAAUAGUGCUAAAAGCAAGUAAUAAUUUGUUUUUACUAGACAGUAAGCCUGCUAAUGAAAAUCUUUCUAGUGUGAAAUAUAAAAUAGUUCCAGGGGCUAAAAAUGCUGAUUUGGUUAAAUUUACGACAAUAAUUGGGAAAUAUAUUUUUUGUCCAAAUUGUGGAUUUAUUAAUUAUUUUAAAGAAGGAAAAACUACUGUUUUCGCAACAAAUCAUGGGUCUGAGUUGAGAAAAAUUAAAAAAAUUUGGGAUGACACCUUUAUUGAAAUUGAUUUUCCAUUGAUUGGAACUGAAAUUGAAGAAACAAGAAUUUCUCAGCCUUAUGCUUCUGAUACUACAUUACUUUUUGAAAAAAUAAGUGGAAAAUUGAUUCCAAGCAGCUAUUUUCUGCAUGGAGAGGAAACAGAAUUUUGGAAAAUCCAAGAAAAUGAUUACAUUGCAGUUAUUUCCGGGUGCAGGUCCAAUGAUAGUGCAUUUUUGAUAGUGUGCAUUUCAUUUCACCUGAGUAUUUUUGGUCGAAAAAUUUCAACAGUGUACCCCAUUUGGCCGAAAUUUAACGGUUUUUUUCGGUCAAAUGUUUCACUAUAAAACAUGAUUCGAACAAAUUUUCGCCUAUGAGAUGUCGCACUAUCAAAAAUCCACAGUCAUUUGACAUGGAGCCGUUAUUCCCAAAUCUAUCUACAAUGAUGACAUUUUAUUUAUUUUGCGUGAAGAUUUUUUUAAGAUGGUAGAUUUGCAUCAGAUUUCAAAAGUAUCUAAUAUUCUUUCACAUAAUAUUCUUGUGCUGCAGAAACCUUUUUCUCCUGUUGAAAUAUCCGCAAAUGAAACUUAUAAUUUUUAUGUAUUUGACUCCAGAAUUAGCAAUUCAACUGUUUUCUUUAAUAAUUCAUUCUGGAAUCCUCAUUGCCCAAGCCAAAUCAGAGCUUAUUCAGAUACAAAAUACCAAUAUUUCGCAUUACCCUGUUUCAAUUUAAUAUCAACAGGACAAGGUUUAAUUUCUUUUGCCAUCGGCCAUACCUUCCCAAUUGCUUUUCCAAGCGUCACCCUCAAUCUUUAUUCAAAGACUGAUCCGCUCUUUCAGAUCAUAAUAGGAGUAGAAGACGGUCACAUGAGCAUCAUCCACUCCUUAGCAGACGAAGAUUUAGCAGUUUACGACGAGCAGAUUUAUUCCUACCUCCAAAACAUCACACAUAUAUGGAUCGGCAUCUAUAAUGACUUUAUUUAUUUAGGAACAGGCACGAAGCUUGGCUCUGGCUUAAAAAUUAGAUAUUCCCAUCCAAAUGCUAAAUUGAUAACCCAUUUUACUAUGGUGAUCUUAGGACAAGCUAAUAUAUCAGAUUUGGUAGUUAUAGAUACAGUCCCUUAUGUAAAGUCUGUAUUUAACUUUUUAGAGUCCAUUCCUCAGCCAAAAUCGUUUAUUACUUACACAGAACAUUUAGCUGAUGGAGAUUCAGAUGAUUGCAAUAGAAAGACCAAGAUAGAAUAUAGAACUUUCUCUUCAAUAGCGCGAAAAGACGUGCAUCCUGGUUUAACUAAAAGGUCUUUGGACAAUGAAAAUCUGCUAUUCCUUCUCCAUAAGAGAGGAAAAUAGUGAAAAUGAAGAUUUCUGUCCGAUCCAGUUUCGAGAACUGGAAGGGAUUAUUUUGUCCUAAAUUAAGAAUACCUGAGUUAUUGUGGGAUUUUGAUUUCCUACAAAAUUUUUUAUUUUAAUAUAUUUUGGUUCGUCAAAUGGUUUUGACGAGUUAAUUCUGGCAGGCACGUGAAAUGAAAAAAAUAAUUAAUUGCCAUAAUUUUUAGGAUGAUCAGAAAUUUUAAUAAAUGGCACAGGAUCAAAAAAAUGAGAUUAAAGAUUAGUGAAAGCAAGCAUAUAUUUUCUAGCUAUAAGACGCCUAGAUAUUUGCUAAUAAAAUAAUAAGAAUUCUAAUAAAAUAAACUUUUAUAUUUCUCAAAUUAAUUUUUUAUUUAAAUUUCGCUAUUUGAUGCCAUUGUUUUCUCUUUCUGAAUUUGAACCCAAAUUCAUUUUUGAACAUUUUUUGUUCGUUUAAGUGCCAUCUUGAUUUGCACGCUAUAUAAAAAUAUUAAAACUCUUAAGUCACCAUUUGCGGUUUCAUUCAAACUUGGAAUUUAAAGUAUCAAAACAACUAUUUGGUGCCUUUAUUUUCCGCUUUCUGGAUUCGAGCACAAAUUCAUUUUUGAACAUUUUUUGUUCGUUUAAGCCGCCAUCUUGAUUUUGUACGCUAUAUAAAUAAAUUUAAAACUCUUAAGUCACCACUUGCGGUUUCAUUGAGAACUUGGUAUUUAAAGUAUCACAACAACUAUUUGACACCUUUAUUUUCCGCUUUCUAGACUCGAGCACAAAUUUAUUUUUGAACACUUUUUGUUCGUUUAAGCCGCCAUCUUGAUUUGCACGCUAUAUAAAAAAAUUAAAACUCUUAAGUCACCACUUGCGGUUUCAUUCAAAAAACUUGGAAUUUAAAGUAUCAAAACAGCUAUUUGGUGCCUUUAUUUUCCGCUUUCUGGAUUCGAGCACAAAUUUCAUUUUUGAAGAAUUUUUGUUCGUUAAAGCCGCCAUCUUGAUUUGACCGCUAUAUAAAAAAAAAAUUAAAACUCUUAAGUCACCACUUGCGGUUUCAUUCAAAACUUGAUAUUUGAAAAACUAAAAUAAGCUUCUUGGUAUCUUUAUUUUCCGCUUUUUGGACUCGAGCACAAAAUUCAUUUUUGAACACUUUUUGUUCGUUUUAAGUGCCAUCUUGAUUAGCACGAUAUAUAAAAAAAAUUAAAACUCUUAAGUCACCACUUGCGGUUUCAUUCAAAACUUGGAAUUUAAAGUAUCAAAACAGCUAUUUGGUGCCUUUAUUUUCCGCUUUUUGGACUCAAGCACAAAUUCAUUGUUUAAAAUUUUUUGUUCGUUUAAGCCGCCAUCUUGAUUUUGUACACUAUAGAAAUAUUAAAACUCUUAAGUCACCAUUUGCGGUUUUAUUGUAGACUUGAUAUUUGAGAAACAAAAUAAGCUAUUUGACAUCUCUAUUUUCCACUUUCUGGACUCGAGCACAAAUUUAUUUUUGAACAUUUUUUGUUCGUUUAAGCCGCCAUCUUGAUUUGACCGCUAUAUAAAAUAUUAAAACUUAAGUCACCACUUGCGGUUUCAUUCAAAGCAUGAUAUUUGAAAAACUAAAAUAAGCUUCUUGGUAUCUUUAUUUUCCGCUUUCUGGAUUCGAGCACAAAUUCAUUUUUGAAUAUUUUUUGUUCGUUAAAGCCGCCAUCUUGAUUUUGCUCGCUAUAUAUAAAAUAUUAAAACUCUUAAGUCACCAUUUGCGGUUUCAUUGAGAACUUGGUAUUUAAAGUAUUAAAAUAAGCUAUUUGGUGCCUUUAUUUUCCGCUUUCUGGAUUCGAGCACAAAUUUCAUUUUUGAACAAUUUUUGUUCGUUUAAACCCGCCAUCUUGAUUUUGUACAUUAUAUAAAAAUAUUAAAACUCUUAAGUCACCAUUUGCGGUUUCAUUCCAAACUUGGAAUUUAAAGUAUCAUAACAACUAUUUGGUGCCCUUUAUUUUCCGCUUUCUGGACUCGAGCACAAAUUCAUUUUUUAGAUAUUUUUGCUCGUUUAAGCCGCCAUUUUGAUUUUGUACGCUAUGUAAAAAAUUAAAACUCUUAAGUCACCACUUGCGGUUUCAUUGAGAACUUGGUAUUUAAAGUAUUAAAACAGCUAUUUGGUGCCUUUAUUUUCCGCUUUCUGGAUUUGAGCACAAAUUCAUUUUUGAAGAAUUUUUAUUCGUUUAAGCCGCCAUCUUGAUUUUGCUCGCUAUAUAAAAUAUUAAAACUCUUAAGUCACCACUUGCGAUUUCAUUGAGAACUUGGUAUUUGAGAACUAAAAUAAGCCAUUUGGUGCCUUUAUUUUCCGCUUUCUGGACUCGAGCACAAAUUCAUUUUUUAAGAUUUUUUGCUCGUUUAAGCCGCCAUUUUUAUUUUGUACGCUCAAUAAAAAAUUAAAACUCUUAAGUCACCACUUGCGGUUUCAUUGAAAGUAUGAUAUUUGAGAUUUAAAAUAAGCUAUUUGAUGCCUUUAUUUUCCGCUUUCUGGAUUCGAGCACAAAUUCAUUUUUGAAGAAUUUUUGUUCGUUUAACCCGCCAUCUUGAUUUUGUAAAUUUUCUGAUCAUCCUUUACAUCAGAAAAUUAAAAAAUAAUGGCAAUUUUUUAUUAUUUAUUUCAAGUACUAACCAGAAUUGACUCGUCAAAACUAUUUGACGAACCAAAAUACAUUGAAAUUAAAAAAUUUUGCAAGAAUCAAAAUUCCACAAUAGCUCAGGUAUUCAUAAUUCAGACCAAAAAAAUUCCUUCAAGUUCUCUAGACUGGAUCGGGCAGAACUUUUCACUUUUACUAUUUGCCUCUCUUAUGGAGAAGGAAAAGCUAAUUUUCAUGGUCCAAAGACCUUUUAGUCAAACUAAGAUGCACGUCUUUUCGCGCUAUUGAAGAGAAAGUUCUAUACGUUUGUGGGCCAAGAUAUGGACUAUCUGAAGUUGAUGAAAUUUCUGACUGCAAUUACCGAGUAGUUUUGACGACCCCUUAUAUUUGUCCACAAAAUUACACUCUAAUUCCUGACGAUUACUCUACUGGCGUUUCGCUCAAAAAAUACGUUAUAAAAGCCUUCCAAAUAAAAAAUUAG